AAACCGCCCUUCAAACACAUAAAGGCAAAGGGGAAGGUGAAGAGAUUACGUAAUCAGUCUAAACCACCGAUGAGGAGGAAGCUUGAUGCAAGGAGAGAUGAACAAGAAUCAGCAGCAAGCGGAAAUAUCAGAACAAAACAUAUGAAUAAAGUCUUGAGGAGAAAUCCUAGAGCCAAUGUGAACCUGUCAUCUAAAAAGAAACGAAAGCUUAUGAAGGGCCGAAUGCAUGCAGAACGGGAGGCCAAUGCGAUGACAGUCGAAGUAGAGACGGCACCAAGUAAGAAACCCACAAAGCAAGCUAAAUCCAAGAAGUCUUCACCAGAUGAUGAUGUAGAAAUGAUGGAGACAUGACAGAAUGCACAUCAACGAAGGGACUAUCCGUAGACUGUCAUUGUCAUUUUUCAAAUCUGUCAAGAAUCUGAUUUAUCCAUCGAUCAACCACCAUGCUCAUUAUAUUGCUCCAUGUUUAAUGACUUUGACAAGGGACUGGUCAUAAUGUCACAUACAUUGUCAGAAGAUUGGAGAACAGCAUAAUUCCUACUGAACACCCAUUUUCCACAGUGGUCAUGUUUAUAAAGGACAAGUCUACCCCAACAACAAGA
Lytechinus variegatus (green sea urchin) is the source of this 602-nucleotide messenger RNA. RefSeq lists its product as uncharacterized. The coding region runs from base 70 to 351 and encodes 93 amino acids. NCBI's taxonomy places the organism in Eukaryota, Metazoa, Echinodermata, Echinoidea, Temnopleuroida, Toxopneustidae. The transcript has 3 exons. The record is from RefSeq and is a predicted model, not a curated record.